Molecule: messenger RNA, 603 nt
Organism: Ilex paraguariensis (yerba mate)
Lineage: Eukaryota; Viridiplantae; Streptophyta; Magnoliopsida; Aquifoliales; Aquifoliaceae
Source: the annotation of a GenBank genome assembly
AUGGCUUCAAAUAAGUUGCUUGUCAUCCUUGCCAUUAUGGCCGUCAGUUUCCCAACAGCAGCCAUGGCCAGUGAGUUUUGGGUCGGAGAUGCCAGCGGUUGGACCGUCGGCUACGAUUAUCAGGCUUGGGCUAAGGAUAAGGUAUUCCAAGUUGGAGACACACUGGAAGGAAACCAUAACGUCAUCGAAGCAAAUAAAACUACAUUCGAUAGUUGCAUUAUUCCACCGGAGAACGUAGCACUGCUACUAGCCUCUGGGCAUGAUGUGAUCACCCUAGCCACCCAAGGAGAAAAAUGGUACAUUUGUGGUGUAUCCAACCACUGUUCUGAGCUCAACCAGAAGCUGGCCAUCACCGUCGAGGGAGGAGCUCUGCCACCGGAACUGGCACCGUCACCGCCACCUAACACCUCAAACAGUUCGGAUUGUGGGUAUGAAUGUUACAUAGAUUCGUCAAGCGAUUCAGGCUAUGGAUUUCUCUUUUACGUAAUGAUUAUUGCAGGAUUGUUGCUAUUCGUUGGACUCCCAAUAUGUGUGCUUCGGGAGUUAUGCGGGGGAAGGCGCAGGAUUCUAAUACCUGUGAGGGGGCUUUGGGUUGAAGUAUGA